AUGCUACCACUCAUGAUCAGACGACCACCUUCGAUCAUCGCGUUAGGAGACGAGGAGCUUCAGUAUCAUUUGCAUCGCACCUAUCUCCGUUCGCUAUCCACCGAUCUUGACCGCCUGCACCUGGAUGAUCCGGAUCGAGACUACGACGGCGAUGAUCUGUUUGGCUUGAGCUCUGCAGAUGACUCGGAAGAGGAUGCGGAUGUUAAACAAAACCGCAAAGUUCGCGGGUCGUGUGUUAGAGCGCGUUCCGUGCAAGGCGUCAUCACAACAAGCCUGGAAGAAUCUGCUUUGACAGAGUCGGCCCACCAAACAGUGGACACCAUCAAUGUCCCCGCUGCUCGGCUGGGAUCCUCGCUGCUCUGGACUCGGCAGCUCAAAACUACCGAGACUGCAUUACAAGAUCAGGGACAAAGUACGAUUCAUCCAUCUGGAAAGGAAGAAAACUGCCGAAAUCCUCUCCAUGCAUGGGCCGCUGGAAACGACGGGCAUUCGCAGCUUCCCACGGUUCAGAUUCCUUGCCAGUUGCCCGCUGCCAUUCCGGAGAUGGAUCUCAACGCCGUUCCACUUCGGGGCCUAAGCCUAGCGUCUACACGGUCUGACGAGGCAGGCUUGGGCUCUACCGCCUCGACCGCCAUUGCAGCGGAUACCUAG
Penicillium longicatenatum is the source of this 651-nucleotide messenger RNA. RefSeq lists its product as uncharacterized. The coding region runs from base 1 to 651 and encodes 216 amino acids. The transcript is spliced from 2 exons. The record is from RefSeq and is a predicted model, not a curated record. Lineage: Eukaryota; Fungi; Ascomycota; Eurotiomycetes; Eurotiales; Aspergillaceae.